AUGAGCGCAUCAAACCCGCCAAAAGAUGGCGCCGGAGCCGUCAAUCGCACAUCCAAACCCGUGGAGAUCGCACCCAAGCCCAGUCCCAGACUUGAAGCUGCUCCAGCUCCCACCUCCGCGCCGGCUCCCCAGCAACCUGCCGCCACAGAUUCGACAGCACCGGUAGCGGCGCCAGCAUGGAGGACUUCUGGUCCAUCUCUUCCAGAUAGUAUGCCUACAUUCAACGAGUACUCACCUGCGACUGCGGAGAUAUUGAAUCGACUGCGCUCGAACCCUGGCGCUUCACUCGGAACCCUUGCUUUUGAGGCCAAGAGAGCAGAGGUGUUGCAAAGUUAUGUGACGAGUGACAAAUUACCGACACCGCCGCCGAUCGCAAACAAUGCGCGCAGAGGAAGAGGUGGGAGAAUAGGGACGCCCAGUCAGUUGAAGAAGGAUGUGUCUGCAAGCCCAGCGACAGCUCCUACACCGACAGCUGUGAGAGGAAGUGGACGGGGGAGGGGACGAGGUCGAGGUAGACGUGGUGGGCGUGGUGGGAAACGGAAGCGAUCUGAGAGUGCGGAUGAUAGUGAUAACGACUCCGAUAUCUCUUCGUCAUAUACACCGCUUCCUACGCAGACAAAGUCUGGCCGUAACGUGAACAAACCCGUCGCCUUUGUGCCCACUCUCCCAGAACCAUCACCAGCCGUGAAGCGACGACGAUCGACGAAAACGAUCCUUGCGGCGCAGUGCAAGGUGUGCCAUAGAGGCACCGACCCGGGCAAUAACCGCAUCGUCUUCUGUGAUGUAUGUACCACUGCAUACCAUCAGUACUGCCACAACCCACCGAUCGAGAACGAAGUCGUGAACGUUCUGGAGAAGGAAUGGUUAUGUGGACCAUGUCAGCGUUCAAAACAGAACGUGGUGGAGGGAACAGAAGACCUGGUUAGCGGAGAAGGCCUGUCCAUAGACGAGAAAAAAGCAUAUCUUUCCACACUAUCACAACCACAACUUCUAUCCCUUGUAUUGCACGCUACAAUACGCCAUCCAGAACUUCCCAUCUUCCCAAGUAACAUCGAAACUCUCAUAACGAAACUACCGAAAGUCACGAAUGUGUCAAGCACGAACGCCGCAAUGACAAAACCAGACCAACAAGCGCCGUCAGUAUCUCGAUACAUACAGCAACCCAACACCAGCACCACGCCCGCAGCAAAUCCAACGCAAAACGGCCUCCCUACACCCUCGAAACCCAACAACAACAACAACUCCCGCCCGCCCCCUCCCUCAAACUCUCAAAACUCGACAUCCCCAGACCUGGACCCCGCAGAAGCCCAACUCCUCGGCGAAAUCCCCAACCAACCCAAAUCCGCAGCACCAGCACCAAAACCCACAAUCCCCCUACCCUGGUCCGGAGCCCCCAAGCCACUCCCCGCCACAACCGUAGACAACGCGCACCUCUUCACGCUCCCCAAAACCCCCACCAACGAAGAGGAAGACUACGAAGAAGACGACGACCCGCCCGCGCACUACCCGAAACCCGGGAAUGGCCUCGCAAGGACGAUGCGGCCCGAGAGCGAGGACCUGCAGUGGCUCGUCGACGACAACUUCGAGGUCUUUAGUCACCACCACCACACGCCGUUCAAGAUCGGCGACGAUGACGACGUCGACGACGAGAUCGACGUCGAUGGCAUGUGA
Molecule: messenger RNA, 1671 nt
Organism: Aaosphaeria arxii CBS 175.79
Lineage: Eukaryota; Fungi; Ascomycota; Dothideomycetes; Pleosporales
Exons: 3
Coding region: 1-1671 (556 amino acids)
Biological process (GO): chromatin organization; regulation of DNA-templated transcription
Cellular component (GO): nucleus
Molecular function (GO): DNA binding; chromatin binding
Source: RefSeq, a predicted model, not a curated record